AUGUCUGGAUAUAAAGGUAGACCGGCAUUUCAUACAUCAUCUGUCGCAAAAUUAGCGACCCUUUCAACAUCCACCGAGAUUGUGUCCCCGCCCGAGUCUAACGACAUCACGACUUACGCUAAUCGUGGAUCAAAUGCCGGCAGUCUCAUGAAACCACACAACAAGACUGGAUAUGCUGAUGAAUCAUUCCUAGAAUACGUCCUGGCGACUCUCGACAAAAUCGUUAACUGGGCUCAUCAGGCCUCAACCUCAACGUAUUUCUCCGACUAG
This is a messenger RNA of Acaulospora colombiana, 270 nucleotides long. The record is from the annotation of a GenBank genome assembly. NCBI's taxonomy places the organism in Eukaryota, Fungi, Glomeromycota, Glomeromycetes, Diversisporales, Acaulosporaceae.